GUUGACAUGUAAUAAGUUGACCAAAUGUAAACACAGAGAGAUUUCUUGAGCGGAAUUGUAUUAAUUGUAUUAAUUUUUCUAUACAAUGUAACAGAAACCUCAAAAACUAGUUUUGUUCGUAGUGCCAACAUUCAAUAGCAAUUAAAUAUUAUAUUUAACAUCGAAGUGCACCAAUUUUACAUGACCACCAGUUGCACGUGCUUGCGGCAUAUAACAUUAAGAAAUGGAACAAACAAAACCUUUUUUCGACUUUUGCGUACCAUUCAACAAAGAUGACAAACAAAUGCGGGCCAUACUCAACGAGUUGGUGGAGUUGGGCUAUAAGACGAUUGCCAUCGACCAGAGCUUCGACCACAGCAAAAAGGAUGCCGGUAAACGUGGCUCCGAGAUGUUUCCCACACCACACAGCAUCGAGCAUUUGCGGAAGGAGUUUGCCGACAAGCUGAGAAUUUUGCAGAGGAUAACAAUUCUCUAUGUGGAUGUAAAUCUGUCGCAUGCGAUGAGUGUUUCGUAUAAUCUGAGAAAGUUCAAUCUUAUUGCUGGACAGCCCAAAACCGAUGCCGCACUGACGCAUUGCUGCACCACAUUCACAGGGGACAUAAUAACCUUCGAUCCUGUUGCUGGUUCGAGGCUUUCGGUCAACAGAAAGGCUUACCAGGUGGCCGUUCGUCGUGGCAUGUUCUUCGAGAUCAAAUACGCCCCAGCUAUUGCCGACUCCAACAAUCGCAAGGACAUGAUAAAGAUGGCCCAGAACUACUCGAUCAAGGGCAAGUCGAAGAAUAUAGUUCUCAGCAGUGGAGCAGAGCAUGAGUUCCAGCUGCGUGGACCCUACGAUGUCGCGAAUCUAGCCUUUAUAUUUGGUUUGUCGGAGGAUCAGGGAAAGAAUGCUGUGGAUCGUUUCUGUCGGCAAAUCUUUUUGCGUGCUGAAUCGCGACGUUUGGGCAAAACAAUAAUGUUUGUUAAGGGAAAUGGUCCCAUAGUAUUUUCCGACGAUGACCAAAGCGGAGCGGAAGAUGACGAAAUGAAUGGGUUAGGCACCGAAAUGUCGAAAGACGGUCAAAAUGAAGAGCAAACUGAAUUAAAACCACCCAUUAAAAGACUGAAAGUGGCAUAAAACUAACGUAAAUAUUUAUUAGUUUUCAAAUCUAAAUGUAAACAUUAGCUGUAGAGAAAAUGGUCACAUUGGAAGCGCCACCAAUCACACUGCAAGUAGUGAUGGGAGAUUUCACUACUCACGUCAUUCAUCGGGCUAGAUCUAGAAUUGCCCGCCAGAUUCAAAACGCAAAGUUGACAAUGGGCGACUUGGUGACCAAGGACAGGACCAUAAAUUUGUGUGUUUUGCAACACUUUAAAUAAAAAUGUCAACAAAAAAA
Molecule: messenger RNA, 1373 nt
Organism: Drosophila miranda
Lineage: Eukaryota; Metazoa; Arthropoda; Insecta; Diptera; Drosophilidae
Gene: Rpp30
Product: ribonuclease P protein subunit p30
Exons: 5
Coding region: 224-1114 (296 amino acids)
Biological process (GO): tRNA processing
Cellular component (GO): nucleolar ribonuclease P complex
Molecular function (GO): RNA binding
Source: RefSeq, a predicted model, not a curated record